CGCUCUCUAGCCAGUGCAUACAGUGUCGAUAUUGAUAGUUAACGUGAUGUCCCAGCAGACACUUCAACGUCCGUGCGUUGAGCACUAUGAACCGUUCGGAACCCUGCGCUCUGCAGCUGUCAGCGACGACCCAUCAGCGUCAGGUUCCGAGGUUAUCGUACACACAAACGGAUGCACGGAAAGCAGUAUCAACGGGAGCGGGGGUGGAGCAGCCUUGUCCCCUCCGCCAGGCGGCGUCGUCGGCGCAGAUGCACGGCGCCGGGGCAAGUGCAAGUGGUUCAACGUGGCCAAAGGUUGGGGCUUCAUCACCCCGUACGACGGCGGCCCCGACGUGUUCGUCCACCAGUCGGUGAUCCAGAUGUCGGGAUUCAGGAGCCUGGGCGACGACGAAGAGGUGGAGUUCGAGUGCAAGGGCUCGGAGAAGGGCGUCGAGGCCACGGCCGUGUCGGGACCCGAAGGGGGCGACUGCAAGGGUUCGCACCGGAGGCCCAUGUCCAAGAAGCGCUUCCGAAAGAUCAGAUGCUACAACUGCGGUGAGUUCGCCAACCACAUCGCAGCCAAAUGCACCAUGGGACCGCAGCCAAAGCGCUGCCACCAGUGCAAGUCGACCGAGCACCUGAUUGCCGACUGUCCACAGCGCGAGGACAAGAAAGCCACCAAAGCAGGAGGCGCUGCUGCGCCUGCGACGACGACCGCGACAACGUCGCCGCCAACGCAGCACGCGAGCACGAACGGCGAUAGCAGUCUUCCAGAGGAGCCCCUCGACAACGCCGCGACGGUGGACGAGGCCGCGGACAACAACAACGCCAAGCACGCCACGCCGCAGCCUUGAGAGAGUCUCAGAAAAGAUGGCCUCUCGCACAUGUCUCUGUUUCUUGCCACUUUUUUUCUUUGUUUGCGGGCCCGUAAACGCAGACGCAAACACCGAGGCGGCGGGCGUUGCUUGCCGAAAGUUCCGGCGCCAUGUUACACGCUGACCGCGAAAGCUGGCGGAACGCGAGAGACGCAACGUGUAUAGAAAGAUGUCACUGGUGAGGUUUAGAAACAGCGAAACCAAAGUGCUUGGUGGGUGAAAGAUCCGCUUUGCAUAAAAUACGACAGCCUAAACAUUGACGCGAGUUUAGCGUCCACUAGCGCACCACGCCGACAUAGUACUUAUAUUCGCUCUUUUUGAAAUCUCUCUAUUUUCCUGUUAUAUGUUAGGAAUUCGUGAGCUUUGGGCUACCAUCAGCUAAGCUUUACGUCUACCCUGUGAAAAAAAAAAAAAAAGACGGGGAGUUUGGUUCUACUUAAUGGAACGGGCGAUGGUAGCUUUAAGAAAACGCCUUGUUUGUCAGGCGAACCGUGGCAUGUGCUUGUUAAAAGCAGGCUUUAAAUCUUGCCGCGCUUUGUAUACAAGCAAGUUCAGAUAGCCGACAUUGCUUUUCUGUUGGUGUAUCAAAAUUCUUUGAAAUAAUAAAUGUCUAAUUUAAGGAGUUAGAGUACAGGGACAUAAUGUACUCAAAUCUCGAAGGUAAGUUCGUCAGAGUUUGGUUACUCCGCAUAAAAAAAGUUGGUGAAGAUUCUAACGUUGAAGUAUCCUUCGGAGAAAUUCUAUUUCCUCUGGAAGCUCAAUGACUGGUCUUAUUUCACUUUGCUCACGAUGAUUUGAGCCUUCAACAAGUGUCAUUUCAUUCAAAUUGGCUAUAGGCUUAUUUUGGGGGGUAUUGCGACAACAUUAUUAUGCGGGAGUAAUUCUCUUAGUUUCAUACCUACACUCGGCGACAAGUUUCUGUGGCGGCACAGCCAAGGCUACGAAGCCGAAGGACGCCCUUUCUUACUACGCUUCUGCAUGUAGUCCUCGAAUGCUUAAUUUAGUAUGCUGCGUAGCAUAAGAGAAAAUAUAAAAAGAAAAGAUGUAAUUAUUAUGUUCUGUUCGAACUAUUAUUACGAAGCAUCACCCGUGUAAGUUUUUCGUGCUUUGCUGUUUCUAGUUUUCGUGCUUUCUGGUGCCAUUUCACUUUUUCCCUGCCCCGGUAAACAACGAUGGCGUCGCUCAGUUGCAGCAAGUUCACAUCGAAGCUUGUGAGCGAGCAUGAGUGCGUGUUGAUUAGGUGAUCGCUAUUCAUCGAGCAGGAAAAAACGAAGACAGCGGUGCGUCUUCGAAAAAUAACGUGAGCGUCUCUAGCCAGCUCUUGCGUCUCUAAAAGAAGGAAAACAAAACCGUUAUUUAGGAAACGAUUUCUUGGCUUUGCGUUGUUCCAAUUGCCCAGUACUCUGCUCGGCCGUACUUUUUCUUUUUUUUUUCUGAAUUAAACAGCAAUGCUCAAAGAAGCUUCGCGUUUUUUUUUUCUCUUUAAAAUGAAAAUCUAAUUCAUUUCCUCCCAAAUAAAUGUAAGAUUUAUUGCAUGGUGGUCGUGCUAAAAAGUACAUGUUCGAUGCACUUGCGAAACCGAAACCGAAAUUUCAUGAAGACGGACUACUUGGCGUAAUAACGAAUGUGCAGAAGCUCCGCCCUCGUGGUUCUGGCUGUGCUGCCACAGAAAGUUGUCACCGAAUAUAGCUUCAUCUUCAAAGUAGUAGCAUACCGGAGUAUGUCUACACCGUUCGUGCCAAUAGAGUACUCCGUUGAGCGCUCCGAAAGUUGCCGAAGACGGAGUAAAACGUGGGAAAGGAUUAUAACAUUCGCAAGAAUAAGCGAUAGCACUCCUGCCACACUCCACGGUAACUGGGGAAGUUAACGAAAUCAUUUCCUUUGAUUGACAGCGAAUAACUUGGGAGAACGAAAUGCGAUUGGAACGAAGUGUCAGAGUGAACAGUUAUAGCCCGUUUUGUUAUCCCAAGACUAGCGAAUGUCCAGAAUAUUUCGAAGUGAGUGAAUGACUAUCAGCAUUACAGAAGAAAGAAGACCAAAGACCGCCUUCAUGUGUGCACAAUCAAAAUAACGACUUUGCAAUGUACCCGACAGAUACUCAAUUGCUGUGCACCGCUUUGAACCAAGCAGUGAGAUCUAAUGCACCAGAACCACUACAAAGUGGCUGGACGUAUAUACAAAGCUGCAGCAACCGUGUCAGCACUUCCGAUAAGUGAUGUUACGUUUUUUUUCAAACUCUAACAUACAUUUAUCGUUGAUAAGCAUAAUGCUGGAAUCCACGAGAAAGCAUCGGGCCGAAUACGGGUCAUUACGUAAAAUUAAUAUAUUCUUUGUUCGUAUGAGAUUAUUUGAUGUGUAGCAUCUGUUCUUAUAACUGAUAAGCAAGGUUCUGAUGACUGGUUUCAUUGGAGUCCGUGCACUCACAUUUACAGCUUGAAGAUUUGCCUGUUAGCUUAUAAUGUGUACUUGCGAAAUGUAAAGAGAAACUUACGCAAACAAGGAAAAUUUUGAGAGAAGCUCACUACCUUAGACUUUUCGUGCCCUGGACAGCUUUGGCAGGUGUUUAACACCAGUGAUUAACCAAGCAAAUAUCAAGCAUCCAAGCUUCUAGCACACGAUUAUCUUAAUGCAACUCUGGUCUUCGAAAUAUUCAGGUGGUGCGUGAUUGUUAGUGCCGAACAGCACAUUUUCGCUCCUACAUAUCACUUGCAUGGCAUUCUGUCUGAAUCGCGCCAUAUAUGCAUUGUGCCCUGACGUACACAGCGCGGAGAAAGAUAUGAUUUUCACGAAAGUUUUGGAUCUACGGAGAACGCAAUCGGUGCCACACCUCAACUGCGUACGUCGUCUGCCUACUGCACACGCCUAUCACACAGUUUGAUAAAUGGUGUUGUUUGUCAAAAAAGAAAGUUCAGGGAACAAGGGAGAGGUCUUUCAGUUGCAUUUUUCUUGGUGUCUGCAUUUGGAACAGUUUUAGCAGUCACUUAAUUUAACGGAAAAAUGGCGAAAUCGUCGUCAAUGCUGUCGCUGCCUCACUUUACGUUUUGUUGUACUUGCUGUGCCAAAAAAGGAAAAAAAAAAUGUUGACUGCCAUUGCGACGAAACGUGUAUUUUUGGUCGUCUCAAGGUACGAACUUAAAUUUUACACCAAACGUUUUUCUCUGUGCCCUAUAUCUAGCAGAGAAUCUCUGAUAUCAUCUUUGCAAAGAUUCAUGCUUGUUAUACAAAUAUAUAACGAAACGAGAAUACAGAAAAUAAAACUUAACAGAGGCGCUUCCAUCGAGGUAUGCUUCCACUCGCUGCCAUUCUUCCGGGUUUGUACCGUCGCGUCUGUGUGUGUAUGAUUGGCCCGCCGAAUGCGCCGGCAAUUUGUACAAAACUGUAAGACUAAGAGAACUUCGUUGCGUGGUGACCACAGUUGUGUAGAACUUGUUUUCCGAGGCCGUGUUUUGUUUUGUAUUUUUGUUUUAUUUCUUCCCUUGUUCAGUGAUUUGACGAUGUUGUUGCUUCUUUUCUUUUUCAAUCUCGUAUAGCGUGUGAUGGUGCGGUUGAAAGAAAAAAAAAAGAAAACGUGUAUGUGCGUGUGUGAGCGUAAUAUGCGGGAUUAUGCGCUCUCUGGGCUUGCAGUGUAAUGGUCCCAAAGAAGUCUGUAAUUGUGGUCUAUAGAUUACCCUCCCUGUUAGUUAAGGCUUCAACGGAUCAGCCGUGGUUUCACCUUGUCAAGCGAUGUCUUGAAGGGACAUUAUAGAGAAAAAUACGAGUUUAUUAUUAAAAAGGAAACGAAGGUUAUAGUUCCGUCAUUUUAAAUUUCGUGCCGAAAAAUUCCAGCACCUGUGAGUCGCUACGAUGUCAUGACGUCACACCACGCCAAAAAUUUGAAACGUCAAUUUGACGUCAUGAGUUUUGAAGUAUUUGUUGAGUACUUAGGUCGCCAUCGCUUACUAAAUUUUUGCGAAGUUGGAUAAGUCAAGUCUUUUAAACAUUUCUAUGAUUACAGUUCGUCUGUCACUAUCUAAAAAUAAAAUAACGCAGACGUGACGUCAAGUGUAACGUCAAUAGGUUGUGGCGUCCCGCGUGUGUGUCAUUGUUCGUGCGAAUGGUUUCGCAUAUCAACUUGUCUCGUCGCACACUAACAGUCGUUGUUCCGUAUUGUUGGGGCUUUAGACUAACAAAGCUGAAAUAAUUUUAUCUUUAAUGUCCCUUUUAGAUCACAAGAAAGCUCGCUUCUCAUUUGAUGCGCUUUGACUCCUUUUUUUUAUGUGGUCUCUCCGAAAUGGCAUCCGAGUUUCCAGCGUUUUGUCACCUCAUGUAUCUCAUCUAUCUUUGCUUAUAUGAUCAGUUUUGUUGAAGACAAACUAUGCGUUGAAAGUUUUAUAUUUCUUGUUAGUUGAAACCCUUGGACCUCCGGUAUAAAGCGAUAACAGGAAGUUAGCUUGAGUCAACUACAAAUGAAAGAGAAGGAAUUGUGGGAGAUGGCACACUUACUUGAUUUACAAAGAAGAACCGGAUUCCCUAUUACUGUCCCUGGAUGUUUUGUACAGUGUUUUGCUUUGCAAUGCAGUCGUCUUGCGAAUGAAAUGCUCAAUUAUCCAUGUCGUUUAUAGAUCGAAUUACUACAGCGAUCUCUUCGUGUUGAGAUGGUUAAGAACUGGCACUUGGCUGAUCGAUCCGGAGGCCAAGGAUCAACCAUUAUAGUCUAGAGAAAGAAAAGAAAGAAAACUUUUAUAGUUUGUAUGCCCUUUCGUGCUUUUUGUUUCUUCUCUUUGUUAGAAAUAUACUGUAUGUGUGAAACUGCCACGUGACUUUGCCAUACCGCAACGUUAGUGCAUUCUCACGUACCCAGACCAAACCUGUGAGUGUAUAAUAGAACACCGUUUUUUCUGUAGGCGAAAGACAGGUUGUAAAAUUGUUUAUAUGAAACUGUCUCUACUCUAUCGAUGUUUUAUAGCCUCGGUUUAUAGCACGCAGUGCUGUCUAGAAUGACGCGAAAGGCGUACUUGGACGAGACCCUCUCUGGGGGCAGCCGAAAUAUGGAGGAACAUUUUGUACGCGCCAUGGGUUGUUCGACGAACGUCGCGAAAACUCUACGUAUUCCACCGGCAUGAGUUGGAGAUGUGAGCGGGUUGUAGAGGUACGACCAUACGACUAAGGCGUAAAGAGUGGUGACGUAUCUAUAGCAGCAAGCGGUAGCUAGACGCAGACACAUUAGUCUGAAUUCAAUCUAACUGAGGGUCGGAGAAAACGUUUAGUAAUCGCAUUGAAUCUUCACCACCACAGCCCUUGUCGUACGAGCCAGGUUUCACUUGCGAAUGCGUAGUACGCAUGUGUAGGGGCAGUACCCGUCAGUUCACUUUGUAAUGCUUUGACAGGGGGAGUGGCCUGAAGGUAACCAAGCAGUGAGAAGCACGAUUUGGCGUAAUACAUUGCGAUCCAGCACUCAGCCGAAUGAAAUUCAAGUGCAUGCUGUUGCUUCACUUUUUUUUUCUGUCAAAUGUUCCCCGAGUGCUUGUUUGCUCAAGAAGUUUUCUGUGGGCGCCACACAAUAUGCAACACCACUUUAUUUUUCUAAAACUUCUAUGCUGCGAAAAUAAAUGCAGCCGUAGUAAACUAUAGUUGAAUGCAACGGCUCGAGAUGCCUCUUUAAAAAUGAACGCUAAUAUGGUAAGAACUUCGUUGCUACGCACGCGACACGAUCAAAUGUCUGGAAUGUGAAAAUCAAAAGAAAAAUGGUGAACAAACAAUGUGACUAACUUGCUUGCGUCUCAAUUCAUGUCGGUUGAAACAUAGUGAAUCGUUGCUCCUCUACUGGCCUGCUUUGUGAAAAACAGGGGCAUACAUACUGCUGAAAUUUUAAACUGAAAAGGGUGCUUGAAGUCACAUACUCUUUAAAAACAACAUACACUUCCUAGGAAUGAGAACCCAAUUCAAGUAACACUCGUUUCAAUAACUAAAAGUGCAUUUAAAAGGCGGUAUAGUCAAGACAAUCCGAAGCUCAUGCAUCGUACAUUAGGAACCACUGACUAAGUUUAUGUUCAUACGGGCAGGCUUAGCUAUAGAUAGAGCAACACUGCGAUUCAAUUCACACCAGCACUCACCGUGCGAAAUACACUUAUACAUUCGUGAGGCCGCACGCAAUCACUUAAAAGUUUCCAAGUUUCAUACUCGUCACAAAUUAACUUCAAAAGCAAGCCUAAAACAGAAGCAGUGGGUGUCCGUAAUACUCGGCCUGUACGAGUCAUUAGGGCUCGAACCCACACCCAUUGACGUGCUAAUUCAUGUGUUCAGAGACUGAGGGUUUCUGGGCAAUUAAGUGUGAAUACAUUACAAAAUGAUUGGUUCACAUAACCAACAACACAAUGGCAACGACAUUGUAUCACGCUCCGUUGUACGCCUAUCACAAAGGAAGGCUUGAGCGUGUAUCACGCUCAGCUUUAGCUAAUCCCGAAAGGUUCAGACAUCAUAAAAAAAAGUAAAGAAAUAUGAUGAUGCCCAUAUUUUCUAAAGACGGGCAAAAUGAAUCUCUACCAGCAUUACGGCACGUUUUGUAUGAAUUCCCCCGAGAAAUAAUAAUAAAAAACACACAGAGAAAGAUUAUAUGGGUUUGUUAUGUAGAAUGGUGGGGUCGCGUACAUAUAACUUCUUGGUGUUGUUUUCGCGUUCGGUUGUGCUAGGUUUUAUACAGCGAAUAGUACCUUUCGAAGAGUAGCUAUAUUGUGUUGUUGUUUCGCAAUAAAUUGUAAUUUUUUUUUUCAUGUCAGUGCUAAGGUGUCGUAUGUAACAUCUUUCACUGAUUGCCUGGUAUGCCGCAAGGACCCAUUGGCGCGUUUUGUGCCGCGUCAUCCUCUGAACCUGCUUUGUUUGGAGCGCAUCGAACAAAGUUCUUGGUUGUAUUUGGCAUGGGUGUACGCUUCAGUGAGAAUGCAGAGUGAUUUCGCUCGUUUUUAAACAAUGAUCUGUCACUAAAAUUUCGAAGACACGACCGAUAGAGUGUUUUCGCUUUGGAUGACUGAGAAUAAAGGCUAUAUAAGAAAACA
Messenger RNA from Rhipicephalus microplus (southern cattle tick), 7884 nucleotides. RefSeq names its product protein lin-28 homolog (gene lin-28). Gene Ontology annotation, molecular function: zinc ion binding; mRNA binding. Gene Ontology annotation, cellular component: cytoplasm; nucleus. Lineage: Eukaryota; Metazoa; Arthropoda; Arachnida; Ixodida; Ixodidae. The record is from RefSeq and is a predicted model, not a curated record. Gene Ontology annotation, biological process: pre-miRNA processing.